This is a messenger RNA of Camelina sativa (false flax), 3858 nucleotides long. NCBI's taxonomy places the organism in Eukaryota, Viridiplantae, Streptophyta, Magnoliopsida, Brassicales, Brassicaceae. The record is from RefSeq and is a predicted model, not a curated record.
AGAAGAUGAAGAAUCUCUGGCUAUAGCUGCUAAAGCACGAGCAUACCUGCAAUCACUAGCCUUUACAUAUUAAUCAUCUUGAGGAAAAAAAGAGUAAAAGUUCGGUAAUGGCGAGCGAGAGACGAAGCAGCGGCGGAGACACUGUUGCGAUCUCUGUCCGAAGCAUUACCGGCGAAUCGACGACCGUUCACGUUUCCUCCGACGGGACAAUCCAUGACCUUAAGAUUGCCCUAAAAUCCUCUUUCCCUCCCGCUUCUUUUUUUCCCAAUUUCCAUCUGUAUUUCAAGAAAAAUAAAUUGAGUUUGAAGAGUAGAGUUGCUGCUGUUGUUAACAAUGACGGUGAGUUCGUGAGUUUGGUUCCGUAUGUUAAGAAGGAACAUCCACAGAAUCCAAAACCCGAUUUAUCAAAACCCUCAUUGAGUUCUUCUGUGAGGAUUCCAAAAUAUUCAACCUUGAAAGAUGAAAACGGUAAAGCAGCUGAGAACCAUUGUGUUGGGGAGAAACGAAAACGGGAUCAAGAAGCGUGUCCAUAUGGGUUCUUUGAUGGUGUUUUGGAGUCUGAUUGUAAUGAUGCAUUUAAGGGUCAGAAAACAGAGAAGCUUGCUGGGGUUUUGAAGUCUAGGAAUUGCUUGACAUCUCCAAGUUCUACAAAAUGCUUGAUGUCAUGGGAUACAAGAACUAGCUCUUUGUGUUCUUGUCCAGAUUGGAUGAAGUUGUCUAUGGAGACAUUCGCGUUUCUGAAUCUUUUUUCGUCUCUUAUUCAAUCAAUGGGAGAGAAGUUGUAUAUAAACCGCUUGAAGGAAUCUCUUUUCCGGUUAGCAAUGUCUGGAGUUCGUGUUGGUAUACAAGAUGUUAAGAAUCUCUCAGUUAUAUGCCCCAAGGUUGUAAAGGUUAUCACUGAUGACUUUGAAGCUGUGAACCAUGAGAAUGCUAUAGUUAUAGCUGAUUAUCCGGAGACAGAUGUAAAACCAGGUCGUAAGAAAACUUCACUUGCAAAGGUCUUUAGUGCCAUGAAAAAACGGGAGACUUCCUUUAAGUCUGAAUUGUGGGAGUCAAUCAAAUCAGUGUUGGUAAAGAAUAGAGGUGAGUGUGGAAUAGCUAUUUCCUUGGAGGACAUGCUUAAAUUUGCCAGCGAAGGUAGAGAUUUUGGUGGAAACAAAGCUAAAGAGGCUGGGAAAGCCACUUCUUUCUCUGGUUCUCGUAAACCCCAGUCUUUGUGUCAUGACACAAAUUCACUGCAACCAUCGGAGAUGGUCGAACAUCUCAGGAAUGGUAUUGGAUCUAAAGGACAGGUUGUACAUGUUGAAGUUAUCAAUGCUAGAAAAGCUGCCUGCGUCGAAAUGUUAGAUGAGCUCUCAGAAACCACCAAGUCUGCCUUGAAACGAAUUGGACUCAAUAAAUUUUACAGCCAUCAGGCUGAAGCAAUUUCAGCAGCCUUGUCUGGGAAGAAUGUUGUGGUUGCAACUAUGACUUCCAGUGGAAAAUCUCUUUGCUAUAAUGUGCCAGUCUUUGAGGAAUUGUGCAAAGAUACAGAUUCUUGUGCCUUGUACUUAUUUCCGACCAAGGCCUUAGCUCAGGAUCAAUUAAGAGCAUUGUCUGAUUUGAUAAAAGGAUACGAAGAAAGCAUAAACAUGGGAGUGUACGAUGGUGACACUCCUUAUAAGGAUAGAACAAGGCUGAGGAGUAAUGCUAGACUGCUGAUCACAAAUCCCGAUAUGUUACAUAUGUCAAUUAUGCCUCUCCAUGGACAAUUUAGACGGAUUUUAUCUAACCUUAGGUAUGUUGUGAUCGAUGAAGCCCAUACUUACAAGGGACCAUUUGGCUGCCACACAACCCUUAUAUUGAGAAGACUUCGCCGCCUGUGCUCUCAUGUUUAUGGUGUCAAUCCUUCUUUCAUAUUUUGCACUGCAACUUCUGCUAAUCCUCGACAACAUUGCAUGGAGCUUGCAAACCUAUCUGAGCUCGAGCUGAUAGAAAAUGAUGGAAGUCCUUCCUCUGAAAAGCUUUUUGUCCUGUGGAAUCCAUCAGUUCUUCCAACAAGUAAACCUGAAGAAAGUUCGAAAUUCGUGAGCAGUAGUGAAGCUGCUGCAGGUAAACCAUAUGGAACUGCUGCCGAUACACCAUCAAGUUUUUGNUGCAUUGCUUUUUGUCCAUCUCGCAAACUCUGUGAACUUGUUUUAUGUUUGACACGUGAAAUUCUAAAAAAGACUGCCCCUCAUUUGGUUGAAGCCAUAUCCUCAUAUCGUGGUGGCUACAUUGCUGAGGAUCGGAGGAAAAUAGAGAGCGAUUUAUUUGGUGGAAAGCUUUGUGGUAUUGCUGCAACAAACGCACUUGAGUUGGGGAUUGAUGUUGGUCAUAUCGAUGUAACUCUUCAUUUAGGUUUUCCCGGCAGUAUUGCCAGUCUUUGGCAGCAAGCCGGGCGAUCUGGAAGACGACAACGGCCUUCUCUUGCCGUAUAUGUUGCCUUUGCUGGUCCGCUUGAUCAAUACUUCAUGAAGCUCCCGAACAAACUCUUUCGUAGCCCAAUUGAGUGCUGCGUUAUUGAUUCUCAAAACGAGCAGGUCCUUGUGCAGCAUUUGGCUUGUGCUGCUCUUGAGCAUCCGUUGAGCUUGCAGUAUGAUGAACAACACUUUGGUGCUGGCAUAAGCGACGCUCUUGGGUCACUCAGGAACAAAGGAUACUUGAGUUUUGAUCCAUCCCGUGAUUCUGCUUCUAGAAUAUGGACCUAUAUUGGUCGAGAGAAAAAGCCUACUAAGAAAGUCUCUAUCCGGGCCAUAGAGACGGUAAGAUACAGAGUCAUGGAAAAAAAAAGUGAAGAUCUUCUCGAUGAAAUCGAGGAAAGCAAAGCCUUUUUCCAGGUAUAUGAAGGAGCUGUUUAUAUGAACCAAGGAGGGACCUAUCUGGUCACGAGUCUGGAUACAAAAGAAAAGAUAGCUUUGUGUGAAUUAGCAGACGUUGACUACUAUACCAGGACUCGGGAUUACACUGAUAUCCAUGUAACUGGUGGUAAAACUGCUUACGUAUUAAAGGCUCUUAAGAACCAACUUAAUAGGACAACAGCACAAAGCAAUGCAUGUAGAGUGACAACAAAGUGGUUUGGAUUUCUUCGUAUCCGAAGAAAAAACGAUGAAGUAAUUGAUGAUGUUGAGCUUUCACUCCCAAGUUACUCUUACCAAUCACAGGCUUUUUGGAUUCAAGUCCCUGAGUCAGUAAAAUCAGAAGUGGAGGGGAAUAAGUUGUCAUUCCGUGCUGGUUUACAUGCCGCUUGUCACGCUCUUCUCCACGUUGUUCCACUAUUUGUGCGUUGCAGCUAUUCAGACUUGGCUCCAGAAUGUCCAAAUCCGCAAGAGCAACGCUAUUUCCCAUCAAGAAUCUUACUAUAUGAUCGUCAUCGUGGAGGAACUGGCAUCUCCGCCAAGAUCCGUCCAAUGUUCACUGAGCUUCUAGAAGCGGCUCUUGAUCUCUUAGAGUCUUGCCGCUGCUCAGCUGAAACUGGUUGCCCAAGUUGCGUUCAGAAUUAUGGUUGCCAAGGGUACAAUGAGCUCAUACAUAAGGAAGCAGCCAUCAUGAUCAUACAGGGAGUCUUGGAGUCGGAGAAAUCAUAUUUCCAAGAUGAAUCAUCAUGAGAGUCAUGUGGCCGGACCGGAUCGGAGUUUACACUUUACAGUAGCUAAUUAAAAAGAAAAAAUCAUUUAAAUAGAUUUGAUAGGCAAACUGCUAAUUGCAGAAGAUUUAGUGACUAGUUUAACAACAACACGAGAACAAAAAACUUGCGUCAUUCUUUAAUUUUUUUUGGUUUGUUCAUAAUACAAUUCAGUGUAAUUUACUUAUUAAUAAAUAAUGUUCCCACAGUAUUAU